UUAAAAUGCUUCGAAUUGGAAUGACAAUUUUGUGGUAAUUUGUAUAAUUUUUGUACAAAGUCUGGAUUCAUACGGUUUAUGUUGGAUAAAUAGAUCAAAUUCUUUGUUAGAAAAAUAAUUAACAUUGAACAAAAAGAAAAUAAAAAGUCAAAACUGAUUAACAAGUUGAAGUGAUAUCGUUUUGUAGCGGGCUGUAAGUACAUUGCUAUGAGUAGGAGGUGUCUUCGAAUUUUUUUUAUAUCAUAUUUUUGCGCUCAGCUACUGUCGCUCGCCGUCACUUGAAUUGGAUCGCGCUCGCACGGAUAUCAGUUUAGUCUUUCACCGCUACGCCGAGUAUAACGUUCGAUAAAAGUUUUUGAAAUAAAUAAAUUCCUUUGAAAAUUUUCUUUGUUGCUUAAAAGUUUGGUUAUAUGUAUGUACUACAUAUAGCUAAAUACUAUAUAUUUAUGAAUGUAAAUUUGUGUUAUAUUUUAUGUGACGCGUGUCGUGCUUUUAUUGCUUUUUUGUCGUUGCAUUAUGCGCGUGUGAAUAUACAUAAUUGCUUGUUGAGUGUUUCAACACAAUUAUGAACUGGCAAUCAAAAUAGUGUGGCGCCAUCAUAUUUGAAUUAAAUAUUUGUUUAAGAAUAUUUGGGUGGUGUCCUUCAAAUGUUGGCGACAAAGUGAAAUUAUGAGAAUCGAUUGAAAUAUUGGCGCGCGACGACGGCAUCAUGUGUCCAUCGAAUUAGUGUUGGACGUCGAUGUGUGUAUGUGUGUGUGUGUGUGUGUCGGACACCGAUCGAUAUGCAGUGAAAUGCUGAGAAAAGAUUUUGAAAGAAUUGAAAUAAAAAGUAUAAAAAAAUGCACAAAAUUCAUAAAAUCGUUUUCAAUUUAUUUACUUAAACCCGUUAAUUUUCUACUUCGUUGGUAAAGAAAAUGUGAAACGUUGACAAAACCAAAUUUGCAAAUCGAAAGCUUCGAAAAAUUUUGUGUUUCACAGAAGUCCUUUAGAAAAACGUAGAUCAUUUAAAAAAUACCCGAAAAGACUAGAAAAAACGCUUAACAAGAUCCAGCCGGAUAUAAACGUAGCGCUUAUCAAAAAAAAAACCACAAAUAUAUGUAUAUUCCCAUUUUUAAAGCAGCUAACCGAGCACACUCAACCACGAAAUGCCUUAGCAACUUGUUGCAGCAACAUUAAAGUGCCUACAUAUUAUUAGCAAAUAUCGAAGCCAAUAACAUAGAACGCAUUAUGCUUAGUGAAAUUCUUCUCAAAAUUUAUGAAAACCACUACGCAGUAAAGCCAAAAACAUAAAACCGAAGUGGUUAGCAAAUCCAAAACAUAGCGGCAAACAAAAAAAAAAGCGACAAAAACCACGCAACAUUUUAUGGAACAACAAAAUCAAUUGUGCAGCAAAAAUGUUCAGCUCAGCGGAUGUGGCCGCAGUGCGUCAUGUGGUGCAACGCAUAUUGGUGCCAUGUGUAUUUGUGAUCGGAUUGCUGGGCAAUUCUGUGAGCAUUUACGUACUGACCAGAAAACGCAUGCGGUGUACAACAAAUAUUUACCUCACCGCCCUUGCCAUCACAGAUAUUAUUUACCUCACCAUGGCAUUGCUGUUAUCACUCAAACAUUAUGACUAUGUGCAGCGUCAAGUGGAAAUUUAUUGGAAAUGCUAUGGCUAUGUGGUGUGGCUAUGCGAUGCUUGUGCGUAUAUUUCCAUUUACAUUGCUGUGUGUUUUACGAUCGAACGAUUUAUUGCGAUACGUUACCCGCUUAAACGACAGACAUUCUGCACAGAAUCGCUGGCUAAGAGCGUCAUCACAGGAGUCGUCCUCUUCUGCCUGUUCUCCACAAUUUCGACAGCUUUCGAACAUCAGUAUCGCAUCACUAAGAAAUCAAUUGAUAUACAUGGCAGCGCAUGUAAUAUAACCCUAGCGAAUGCGCCCGACCGCCUAUCAUUGCUACAACUGAAUUACAAUGAACGUGUACGCCAGCAACAACAGCAACAGCGUCGACAAAAGGACCAACAAGAUGGCGAACAAAAUUUACCUGUGCAACAUUAUAUGCCAACAAUGCCAACGUCAAUAGCGACGCCAUACAUCGAUAUCGAGGGAAGUGGUGGCGGUCAGGCUGUUGCGGAUGAACGCACAGAGCAACGUAGUUGGCAGACACGGUCGUUGGAUUCCACAAUUGGGGCAGUAGCGAACAAAGAGGACAAUUUGGACAGCCGCAGUAGCAGCCGAAGUAGGAAGCUAAAACCGGAUGUAAUAUUGCGUCGUUUGAAACGUAAAGCGGAAGGCGGGUCCAAGCAUGCAGCUGCGGCCACCAUCACAGCCACGACACCAUUGCCAUUAACCGCCUUGCCGCACACACCGCUACUUUCUCUUGCUACACCUCUGCCAAUAGCGCUAACAACUGGGGAUGCGGUAACGCUUGGAUGGUCCGAACUGGCAGCGGUAGGAACAACAGCAGCGGCAGCAUCGACGGCAUCAGCAAUCGCACCGAGUGGCACGCAAGUGAAAGCUUCUGCAGGCUCGCUUUUAAAAGGAGCUUUCUUAACAGCAGCCAAUAGAAACAUUCCUAGCAUCAUUGUAAGCUAUCUACCCUUGGAUAGACACUCCGAACAUUUGUUCGAUUCAGAGUUUUUGAUGAGCGCUGGAAUUUCACUUGGAAGCGAGCAGUCCGUUAAUGAAAAGGAUGAAGAGCCCAAGAAAGAACAACUAAUUGCUGAUUACAAUGGUGUGGAUGAGGAAUGGACGCAACAAACGCAAACCAAAGAUCAAGCAGCAACGAAACAGAAUGCCGAAGCGGUCUUCUUCAAUAUAACGGACUAUUGCGAGGAGGUGACCUACUAUCAAAACUGCCUAUCGAGCUUGGGCGAGAAUGCGCUCUAUACGCGCCUGUGGUAUUUUUUCACACUUUUCAUUUUCGUUCUGAUACCACUAUGCCUGCUGGCCACCUUCAAUUGCUUCCUGAUAAUGCUUGUGCGACGUUCGAAGAAUUUACGCGGCGAAAUGACAAAUGCGAAUAGUAUACGACGUUCGCGCAUGAGCAGCAGCAGCAAAGGGCCACGCAAAGCGCACAGCUCAUCCGUUUCGCAGGAGAAUCGCAUCACUGUUACGCUGAUCGCUGUCGUUUUGCUCUUCAUCGUUUGCCAACUGCCUUGGGCUAUAUAUCUAAUUGUUUCGGAGAAUGUCGAUAUCGAUAACAAUGUGCAAGCGAUAAUUGGUAAUAUUUUCAAUUUUCUUGCCGCCAUCAAUGCGGCUGCGAAUUUUUUCCUCUACUGCGUACUCUCGGACAAGUAUCGGAAGACGGUGCGCGAGCUGAUAACUGGCAAUAAAUAUCGCGCGUAUGCGCGUAAUACCAGCGCCACGGCGAGCCUCUACACGAGUACGCAUGCGUCACAGGCGUUGAAUGGCAGUCGACGUUAUCGACCGACGUCGACGUCGUUAAUCGUGAAGUGAGCGUUGAAGUUAAAAUUGUAUGCUGUUUAUAGUUGAAUUUUGUGUGCUAUAUGUUGUUGUCUCUGAGUGCCUCGAUCGUUGAGUUUAACUCGUUAUCUAUAGCUUAGAAUUAUUUAGUUAUACAAGUAUGAAAUUUAAAAGCAAAUAUAUUUUGCGCUGGCUAAGUAUUGUAUUUAAGUUAAGCGAUUAGUUGUUAUUAAUUACGUGCCUAAGAAAAUGGGUCGAAAUUUAGUAUAAUUUUUGGUAAUUUUAGAAAUUUUUUGAUAAUACAUAUUAUUCAGAAUGUAUUAAAAUACGGAUAAAUUUAUAUAAGCAUUACUUGUAUUUUUUAUUGCAUAAGUCAAAAAAGUGUGUUGUUUUGAAAACAAAAUAAUUUUAAAUAAAAAGUUAAUAAUAAAAAUAUAUACCGAAAAUAUAUCU
Messenger RNA from Rhagoletis zephyria (snowberry fruit fly), 3860 nucleotides. It is a transcript of the gene Proc-R, whose product is annotated as Proctolin receptor. Gene Ontology annotation, biological process: G protein-coupled receptor signaling pathway. Gene Ontology annotation, cellular component: membrane. Gene Ontology annotation, molecular function: G protein-coupled receptor activity. The record is from RefSeq and is a predicted model, not a curated record. NCBI's taxonomy places the organism in Eukaryota, Metazoa, Arthropoda, Insecta, Diptera, Tephritidae.